GAAGGGAUAUGUUUAUCACAUUUAAUUUCAGGUUUCUGAAAUUGAUAUUUGUAAAUAAACAAAUAUACAAGUUUUAAUGUAAUAAAACUAUCAAGAAUGCUGAAGAUAGAAAGGAAAAUUCUAUGAAUAUAUAAUAAACUUAUGAUUGAACGUGGAAAGAGUAUCAUGGUGGACCAAAAUAAUCGAGUAUUAUCUUCUUGGUUGUUGGAGCGCCAGGUGAUUGGAGAUCGUAUCAGGCUCUACGUUGGCGUCACAGCAGUUGGUCGGCAACAUGGAUCCGCUGUACGAAUACCAGAUUCGACGUAUGUUUCUCGGAAACAUGCUGAGAUCAGCGUAGACAGCCUUGAGAGAAUUGUAUUGAAGGAUUUGAAUACCAUAAAUGGUACAUAUGUAAAUGGUAGUAAAAUACAAAAUUCAGAAAUCACCUUAAAUGAGAAUGAUUGCAUUGGGGUAGGUGUCUCUGAUGACUCGGAACCAAAUUUGAUACAUCCGAUAUAUAAGCUUUUAUAUGUACCUCUACCUGGUACAAAUGCUAUAGAUAAGGAAAAAAGAACAAGCGGAAAACAAGAUGGUCAAAACAUUGAUGCUGACGAAAUCUUAAGCGCUAAUGAAGUACAAAGUAUAGAAGGUAUUGUUAAAUCAGAUGAAAUAAAAUCUUCGCCUUCUGCAAUAUCUUCAAAAGAACAAGUAUAUCCUUCUCCUUCAUCAGUAACAGCUUCAGCAGCUGUGAAAAGUGUCCCAAAACCAACAGAACCAGUUAGAAAACAACCAACACUUUUUUCUGGUGAUAUAAUUAUUUUGAGUGACGAUGAAGAGGAUGUUCUGCGUCCCAUCAAAAUAGAGAGAAAACAAUCUGUAAAUGACGAUGAAAAGAAAAACUUAACAUCUGAACAAAAUGUAACAAACCAAAAAGAUUCGCCUGGCGCCUCCACUUCACUCCCGAAUGUUAUAUCCAAAGCAAGCUCUUCUACGCAUCAGGCAAAUCAAGCCGUUGUCCAUGCACCUAUUCUACCUGAAAUUAAACGUGAGCUGAUACGCACAUAUGCUGAAAAUGUGGUAGAAAUUUUCGGUGAUUCCGAUGGUGUAAUUCUUGAGAGUGUAAAGUCCAUUAAUCCUUUAUUAUACACAAAACUUAAUGGUCAAUCGGGUGGCAAAAAACUUGUCGAUGGUGACACUAUUGAUUUAUUAAGUGACGCUGAGGACGAAGAUCGUAAAGUAGAAUGCUUUGGUGCGUUACUGCCAGCAGAUACUGAAAAAACCCAUAGACUCGAAAAGAAAAACAAUGAUGAUAGCUUCACCGGUAAGAAGGAUAACAGAGACAGCACAGCAGGCACAAAAAGUCCACUUCUUUUUGAGAAUUCUCUUAAUAGCUCUAAAAAUUCGGUAGAUGAAGCUAGCAUAAAUCCCGAACAAGUAAAAACUUUGGAGGAAAAGCAGGACGCUAAUGUACUUAAAGACGACCCUGGGAAAGCUGCGGAAGAAUUAGCUGAAUAUGUGGAUUUGGACGAGGACAUGAUGUUUUCACAAAUGUUAAUUAAUGACAUUAAAUCUGAAAUGAUGUGUGACAAUUAUGAAGAUGACUUAGUUCUUGAAAACGCCGUCCCACUUGAUAUUUUCAAAGAUUCUGUUCCCGGCUUUUCGAAUAUACAAAUUAAAAAAGAGAUUAUUGACAACAAACUGCCUAAUGCAUUUCAGACUCGUUCUGAACAAAAAUCUCCAAACAAUGAAAUUGAAAACGAUGUCUGGAUUACUAUAGAUGACGAUGAUGAAGAACUCGAGCACAAAGUCUCUGAUUGGAGUACAAAAUUACUAUCACAGAAGAUGAAUAUGUCACAAGUGUUCGAAGAAGACAGUGGACGUGAAGAAGAACAAGGGUCAGGUUAUGGCAGCGAAGACGUAGAUGAUUUUUUCAAUGAAGCUCUGGUUGAUGAUGUUAUUGCAACAUUGGCUAUGAAGAACGGUGAAAUUAAAAAAGAGAUAUCUACAACUGACCAACAAACAUCUAAAGCUGAUGAUCAUACUCAUGAUGCUGACAAAAACGACAACCUUUUACAAUAUAACAAAAAGUCAAGUAUAAAGGUAGAUCGUAGAAUGUCGGAGCCAGAAAAGAAGUCAAGGAGUUCAUCAAAUGAAGCUCAAGAAGAUCUAAAAGGUAGUGUGCCGACUGAUGGAAAGCAAAAGAAAAAGCUUCAUAAUAAAGAUGAGCCUAAAUCCGAGAAAAAAACCUAUAGUCGACCUUCUGUAAUUGAGGCACCUUAUUUGCCUAUACACAAGGGUAAACACAGAGGUGUUUCUGCAGAAAUAAAACCAAAACUGACCAAUGACAACAAUGGACAUUUAAAAGAAGAACGACAUAGAGAAGAACUAAAACGGAAACGGCUUGAGAAACCAGAAGAUCAGAGGCGUAAAGAGAGGGAGGAAAAGCGAAAAAUUAAAGAAUCUCGAAAAGAACAAUUGAAGAAACUUGCCGAUAAGCAAUCAACGCUUUCAACGAAAGAACCACACAAACGUAAAAAUCCAAAUGAAAAUGAAGGUGGUGAGAAGAAAAAGGCAAAGAUCAAGGUCACAGCAGUUAAUCGUGGGGCACUUCUUGCAGAGGAUAUUAUUGCACCCAAAAAAAGGCUCGAUCAGUACAGAAUACCCAAAACCAAGCGAAGAACCUCUGAACCUUCGACGAUUGUCAAUGAGCCAUCUACAAGUACAGCUGCAACAACCUCCAAAUAUAAUCCUGCGGAAAUUUUAGAUCAAUUUGGCCAAGAAAUAAGCAAAGCGGACAAUAUUUCAACCCGUCGAAUCUCUAACAGUAAUAUUGGUAAGCCAAUAUCACGAUCAUUUUCUCUUGAAGAGGCCAAUAGUACAGAAGCUUCAGCUUGUAAUGCGCCAACGCGUAACAAAAAAAAUAAUAAAAUUACUUUUGCAUCAAUGCAAAAGAAUUUUAUUGAAUCUAGAAUAAACCAAAAGCUGUUGGAAAAAUUCGCCAAUCACCGGUUUGAUGUGGUAGAUCGGAACGAAAACAGCGAUCGGCCAAAGAAACGAGUACGCUUUAAUGAAACUCCGGUUGUACACUACAUUGAGCGAGUAAGUGGCGCCAAUAAAAGAGUGGAUCGAAAAGAUAUCCAGCCAAGUCCAAGAUGUGCAGAUCGAGAAAAAUCAGUGCGCUUAGCAUACGCUAUAGUUGACAAAACGGCUGAAAUAAUAUCACAUAUAUUAGAAUGGUGCAAUGAAUGGCUGAUAAAUCGUAACGCGCAAGUGGAUGCUGCAAGUGACGUCUUAUUACCUAUGCCAAAUCAAUUUGCCUCCUUUGAGCAUUAUAAAAGCAUAAUUUUACCCUUAAUGAGAUUGGAGUUCAUAAGUACACUGGAGCGUGAUCAUACCAAACACAAAGCAAAGUCGCUUUCUAUAUCCGCCGACCAAGUUUCUCCAUAUUUGGAUCGAUACAUUAUUUUGGGACGUUGCAAUGGGGCUAAAUGUAAUGAGACCAAACAUGAAUUAGUUGUAUUAGAGUGGGGUAGGUUCACGACAUUCGCAUUUAUGUCCUCCAAACGUGUAGGCUUCAACAAUGUGACACUGGUGUACGAAGUGCUGGCAAAAGAUUUGCCUUUAGAUGAGUUACGAUCCAAUUUAAACACACCUGUUAAAGUUAUACCAAUGAUAGAGUUAGCAAGGGUUGAAUUUGGUGCUUUUAAUGCUGUAUACCAAUUGGAGCAAUCACCUCUGCUAGAGCAAAUUCUCAAUCCGAUGAAAUUGUGCAAAAUCAAACAAUAUUCUGAUUGUGAUAUAUCAUAUAACGGCUGUGAUCAGUUGAAUAGUCGCCAAAAGGAUGUUUUAAUCCGCACAUAUAGGCAUGCUAUCGACCCAACACCGAAUAUAACAUUAAUACAAGGUCCGCCUGGCACAGGUAAAACUUGUUUAAUUGCAAAUUUGGUACAUCAAUUGCUCUACGGCAACGAGGUUCCAAUUCUCGACCAAAAAGUAUUGAUUUGUGCUCAAAGUAACGCGGCUGUUGACGUUAUCGCUGAGAAAUUGUUCAAUAUGAGUCAAACAAAGACUCCAGAUAAAAUGUUCCGUCUAAUACGAUUUGGUGUAUUGGAUCGGGUUAAUUCAAGGGUGCAACAUGCUACUCUACCAAAGAUCAUAGAGCGCAGCCACAUGAGAAAACUGAAGGCGACAUAUAAAAAUCUUCAAGUUGAUAACAAAGUCGAUAUAAAAGAAUAUUUACGAAGUGAAAUGAUGGAAAUUGCAGCCACUAUCGAGCACAUCAAGAUGAACAAUGUUAAAGGGACUGUGCAGGAAAACGUUCUACUUGAGAAGCAGCAGCAAAUAGACUUAAUGCGCUAUAUAGUGAAUGGUGUUCUACGGCCAGAGGAUGAGCGUAGUCUCUACAAUUGGCACUUGAAACAUGCUAAUGUUGUAUGCACGACACUGUCCAGCUGUGUAAAGUUGUCCAAAUAUGUCAGCUAUUUUGAUGUUUGCAUCAUCGAUGAGGCUACACAAUGUACUGAACCAUGGACUUUAAUGCCAUUGAAAUUUGGUAUUAAUACGUUGGUGCUUGUCGGGGAUACACAGCAACUGCCAGCUACGGUGAUGUCAAAGAAAGCAUCUGAUUUUGGUCUUGGUACGUCGCUCUUCACACGAAUUCAGCGAUGUAUAGAAUCUGUUACCCUUAAGACCGUAGCCAACGAUUUAAACGCCGACAAAGAGAACAAGGAAAGCAAUGCCAACAGUUUAGAUAGCACAGAUAUUAUUUUUAGCUUACGAACCCAAUACCGCAUGCAUCCUGAAAUUUGUAAAUGGCCAAAUUCGUACUUUUAUAAAAACGAAUUAAUCGAUGAUCCUAGAACUUAUCAAUUUAAGACACCAUUAAGUCCAUUUUCAGUAUUUAAUUUGACUUACUCACAAGAUAACAACUGUCGAAACGGUCAAAUUGCUAACGAGCUGGAAGCAAAAUUUGUAGCACGUCUGGUGAGAACGUUGGAUGGCUAUAUACCUAUGAAAUACAAUUCAUACGGUGUGAUAACGCCUUAUGCUUUGCAGCGAAGAGCGUUAGAAGGCGCAAUGCGUGUCUCGGGUUGUUCAAAUGUAACUGUAAAUACCAUAGACUCUUAUCAGGGAACGGAACGUGAUGUUAUUAUUAUAUCGAACGCUCGAACAAGUGGUGUUGGAUUUUUGUCAACCUACCAGCGUUUGAAUGUAGCUUUGACCAGACCAAAAAAGUGUCUUAUAUUAUGUGGAAACUUUAAGGACUUGGAGACGGUAUCAGUUUGGCAUAGCCUCUUAAAGUCGGCUCGUGAGCGUGGACUGUAUCAUGAAAUUAGUGCGAAAUGUAUAGAAGAUAUGCAUAGAACUGUAAUUCCGAAAAUCAAAAUAUCAAAAAUUGCCGUUACAAACGGAGUUACAACAACAGAAAUAACUAAAGAAGGCAUAGAAGAGUGUCUAACAACAGCUAAUGACACAACAAAACAAAUCAGCAAGGCUUAAAAUGGCAAGUUUUGCAAGAGAGAGCUGUAAUGAGAAUUCGCUGUCGAAUGUGAAAAUUAAUGAAAUUACUCAAAUUAAUUGUGCAAGAGUGAUAAAAAAUUUGAAAAGUAUUAAUUUACUUUAUCGUUAAAAGAUAUUUAAUUCAAGAAUACAUUAAAAAUUCUAAAUACAAUUCCUUUUCUUGUAAAAUUUGGGUCAUUACCUAUAUAAAAUGCUUAUUAAUUUCACAAUUAAUUGAAAUUAUUAUUGAAUUUCAUAAAAUUAAUUUAUUAAUGUAUGUAUUAUUUUAUACAAUAUUAAUAUUAUUUUAUUCCGAUUGUAUACAAUUUCACUUUACAGCUCUGCCAGAUUUCUUUCGUGCCGUUUUUUUAGCAUUAAGUGUAUAUAUCGCAUUUACAUACAUACAUAAUUAAAAUUAAAUAUUACUUGCUUCAUUUUUGAAGUACGAUGUACGGGAAUAUUAUCUUAAUUAGAAUUUAGUUAUUUUUAUGUUAUAAAAAAAAUUAAAUGGAGAAAACAUAAUAUACAUAAAUUACUGUAAUGGAAUAGCUUUAUGACAAUAUUGUGGGCAUAAUUAGAAUAAUGUGACACGCUCAGCUGAGUGAACAAGUAACCUGUUUUGGAAUAAAAACUCUUCUUCGCUGGCAUACA
Molecule: messenger RNA, 6129 nt
Organism: Ceratitis capitata (Mediterranean fruit fly)
Lineage: Eukaryota; Metazoa; Arthropoda; Insecta; Diptera; Tephritidae
Gene: Setx
Exons: 8
Coding region: 142-5478 (1778 amino acids)
Biological process (GO): termination of RNA polymerase II transcription
Cellular component (GO): nuclear body
Molecular function (GO): helicase activity; transcription termination site sequence-specific DNA binding; protein binding
Source: RefSeq, a predicted model, not a curated record